AAAUGCAAUAUUUUAUGUAAAAACAUUAUUAUAAUUCACUUUAAAACACUUUGUUAAUAAUUUAUUUUGAGUAACAACUUUAGCAAACUUUAAAGUAGUACCUUUAGGAGUUAGAUAGAAAGUAAAUUUAUAACACAAAGUGUUAUUUUCUUUGUGCUUUCUACCACAUAAAGUGAUAUUUCCUGCGUAAACCAUUUGGUUUUAUAGGAGAAACUUUGUUAAUUUAAUCGGUUAUUAAAAACAUGGUGUGCGACGGACCUGAUCCACCCGAAAACUCUCAAAACAAUUUGACCCCACCUCCUAGACAUGAGUUUAUAAAUGGUAACAAUGAAGAGAGUGAUGACGAACAGUCUGAAUACUUCGGUUACGAGCCACUUCCACAAGGUCCCGAUGGUACAUUCAUGGAUUUCCGAGACAGAGAUGAUGAUACAGUGGGAAUGUAUGCCGAAGAUCAGGAAGUACCGUCACAAGAUGUGCCUGCCAUAGAGCCCAUAGAGAAUGCACUAGUUAGAGAAGUUUGGAGUACUCCUAGACCAACAGAUUCCAUACAAAUGGAUAAUGAAAGAGCACAAGAGGUAAUGUCAGCGAUGGCUAACUUUGCAUUACCGGAAGCAUCAAUACCUGAGUGGGCACAGAGUAUAUCAGAAGAGCAAUGGAAACAAACUCUUAAUGACAGAUUAGAGAGAUUAAGGAAUAAUAGCUAAAUAGAAAUUUUUAUUUUUAUCCUGUGGAUUUUUGCUGUUAUAAUGUUUGUAUAGCCAAAUUCAAAAAGAUUUUUUUUUUCAAACCUAACUAAAAAAACUUUUUCCCUUAUAAUGGUUUAAUCACAACUUGUCAAUAAUAUUUAUUUACCUUUUAAUUACCAAUAUAAACACAGACAUUCCAAAAUAAAUCCAUAGACUUUAAAUGACAUUGUCAGCCAAUGGAAAGUGUAAGUAUAAUUUCUGAUUCCAAUUGAAUUUCACUAUAUAAUAAUGUAAAAGCCAGCCCUUUCAUUCUCCCUUCCCCAAAGUUUAAAAAGUUUUGUAUAAAAGUGUUAAUUAAAAGUCCCCUGUUACUGACACUUUUUAUUGGCUGAGUUCUUAAUGGCAUUUAAAAAAUAAGCUCUGAAUAACAAUUUUUCAAACUUACCAAUGGUUAUUUUAUAUUAGUGCUUAAAGUGUUAACAAUACCUACCUUAGUAAAAGCAAAAAC
This is a messenger RNA of Papilio polytes (common Mormon), 1194 nucleotides long. RefSeq names its product male-enhanced antigen 1. The transcript has 3 exons. The coding region runs from base 243 to 704 and encodes 153 amino acids. Lineage: Eukaryota; Metazoa; Arthropoda; Insecta; Lepidoptera; Papilionidae. Gene Ontology annotation, biological process: spermatogenesis. The record is from RefSeq and is a predicted model, not a curated record.